UUGGGCGUGGCUUAGCCGGACCGGGGGGCGUGGCCUAGCUGCUAUAUAAGAAGGCGGGUGCGUAGGUCGCUUUUCGUUCAUCGCUUGCGUUUGGGAGUUCAACUUUUUUGCUGAGCGGACUAACGGAACGAAAGCAUCAGCAGCGAUGGCGAACAAAGGUCCCUCCUACGGGCUGAGCCGCGAGGUGCAGAGCAAGAUCGACCAGAAGUACGACCCCGAGCUGGAGGAGCGACUCGUGGCGUGGAUCGCCGCCCAGUGCGGAGACUCCAGCGGCGUGGGGAGCUGUCCCGGCACGGGCAAGGCCAGCUUCCAGCUCUGGCUUAAAGACGGCACGGUGCUGUCUCACCUCAUAAACUCGCUCUACCCUGCGGGGUCGGGCCCGAUCAAGAAGGUGCAACCUUCCACGAUGGCCUUCAAGCAGAUGGAGCAGAUCUCCCAGUUCCUGAAGGCCGCCGAGGCCUACGGAGUCAGCACCACUGACAUGUUCCAGACGGUCGACCUGUGGGAGGGCAAGGACCUGGCGUCUGUGCAGAGAACCCUCAUGGCGCUGGGCAGCAUCGCCGUGACCAAGGGGGACGGCCUCUACCAGGGCGACCCCGCCUGGUUCCACAAGAAGUCUCAGGAGAACCGUCGCGAGUUCUCCGAGGACCAGCUGAAGCAGGGCCAGAACGUCAUCGGCCUGCAGUACGGCACCAACAAGGGCGCCUCGCAGGCCGGCAUGACGGGCUACGGUCGCCCACGCCAGAUCCACAACUGAGGCCCUCCCCCGGCGGCUUUGACGGCGCCCGGGCCGCGCCGCUCGCCGGGCCACCUCGGGGAGGGCCGGGCGACGGAGCGGGCGGCUAGGCGGGUGGGGUGGGGGGGGGCGGCUAGGGGGGGGCGGGCGUGGGGGGACCUAGGGGACCUGUCCCACCUGUUGUGGAAUUCGGCUGGGCGGGCCAAGGCGGACCGGUCAACUAGGUGGCCGCGUGACUGAUUCAACCGGUGGACCGGUCGACCGGUGGACUCGUCUACUGGUGGACCGGUCGACCGGUGGACUCGUCUACUGGUGGACCGGUCGACCGGUGGACUAGUCAACUGGUGGACCAGUCGACCGGUGGACUAGUCAACUGGUGGACCGGUCGCCCGGUGGACUGGUGGACUAGUGGACCGGUGGACCAGUCUACCGGUGGACCGGUGGAAUGGUCGACCGGUCGAUGGACCAACGAUCGACCAGCGGCCGCCCGCUCGCCCCACUUAUUCCACGGCAUUCCUCGCGACCCAGCGACCGCUCUUAUCGACGAGUCGACCGGUCGACGAAGCCAAACCAAACGCUCCACCAAACGCCCGGGGACACAAAAAAGGAAAAAAAAUAAUUAAAAAUAAACCUCGAUCCCAUCAACCUUUUUGGUGGCUUUCCGCCCGCUCGCUCGCCCGCUCGCCCGUACUGCCGCUCCACCGCUCCGCCGCUCCACCGCUCCACCGCUCGCCACCCACCGGGGCCGCCUGGUGGGCCAACGCCCCCUCCCACCCCCGCCACUCGCCGACAUUCCCCGCUGCGUCUCGUGCACGCACACACGCGUGUGUGCGUGUGUGGACGCGCGUGUGUACACACGGACAGACACGCACAUACGUACACACACGGACGUGCACGUGUGUGUGUGUGUGUACGCGCACAACGCGUACUUACGCUGGCUAACGUGUUUACACGCGGGGAUCAAUACGGUUUUAUGUGAACACGCACACAGGUUUGUACACACACACACACCAAGACAGAGAUCCCCCGUAUAGCUUUGACAGACUGCUGGGGCAAGUGCAGCGCCCUAUGAAGGCCGGCACUGUGGCACGCGAGGGGGUGUGUGGCCAGCAGCACCACGCCCGGCCGCCUUUGUCUCCCCCAGUGGACGAUGUUUACUACGCAUCGCACCGGGUACUCGUUUGAGGCUGGGUCGACCUAGGGGAGGCCCGGAACCGGUUCAGAUGUCCGAACUCUGUCCCGCUGGGUUCUUAGCGCUGCGGCGCACCCCAACCGCUCUGCCACCGCUCUCCCCACACGCACACACACGCAGGCACGCGUACACAGACGCGCACACACACAGACGCACACACACACACGCACACACACACGCAUGCGCUGACACUCCACCCACUUCCCUUAGCUCUCUGCCCUCCACAACGGCAUUCGCGAUUACGCCCCAAUUACCACUCAAAUCAUUUAACCAGCCCGCCGAUUAACAUCAUCCCAUCCCACGUGACCACCUCCAACCCCGCCACACUAAGUAACCCCGCCACACUAAGUAACCCCGCCACACUAAGUAACCCCGCCACACUAAGUAACCCCGCCACACUAAGUAACCCCGCCGACCAACUAAACCCACACUCCGUGCCCACUCGUCAGCUCUCGGGUGAACCUUGACCCUUGACCCCCCAUGCGUGAUGCAGGCCGGCACGCCGUUUGUCACGUGCCGGCCUGCGUAGGCGCUGCCCGCUAGCAGCACUUGACCCUACAGUCUGUCGCAGGCUGUACGGAGAAGGAAGCUUUGUCUGUGUAUAGUGUGUCUGUGUGUGGUGUCUGUGUGUGGUGUCUGUGUGUAGUUUGUGUAAUGUGUCUGUGUAUAGUGUGUGUGCGUCUGUGUGUGUGUCGGUGCUCGCUUACAACACUUGCCCCUACAGUCUGUUAAGGCUAUACAGGGGAUCUUUGUCUUUGCGGUGUGAUGCUGUUGUCUGUGAACACUCCGCCAAAACCGAUUGCACACACACUUAAACAUUCGCCGAAACUAGGACAUUCCACACGACUGUGAGAGGCCUCCCACACACACACACUCGCGCAGCAACGAGUAAGGACAUCGAUUACAGCCACGGAAACGAAUUUAUCAAUCGUCGCAUCGAUCUCCCAUUCCAUCUCCCCCCUCCAACUUAUUGCUAAAGAGUAAUAAAACGUUGUCGGUGUUCAACAAAAAAAUUGUUUCAUCGAUCGUAUUGUAACAAAAAAAAAGCAGCAUCUUGGUGGUCAGAUUUGCUCUUGUGAUAAGUAAUGAAUAGUUUUAAUAUAAUUGGUCUUACAGUGGAAAGGAGUGCGAAUAAAUGAUGGAAAAAACACCCCCCCCC
Messenger RNA from Petromyzon marinus (sea lamprey), 3087 nucleotides. It is a transcript of the gene TAGLN3, whose product is annotated as transgelin 3. Gene Ontology annotation, cellular component: actin cytoskeleton. NCBI's taxonomy places the organism in Eukaryota, Metazoa, Chordata, Hyperoartia, Petromyzontiformes, Petromyzontidae. Gene Ontology annotation, molecular function: actin filament binding. Gene Ontology annotation, biological process: actin filament organization. The record is from RefSeq and is a predicted model, not a curated record.